Penicillium roqueforti is the source of this 1125-nucleotide messenger RNA. RefSeq lists its product as uncharacterized. The record is from RefSeq and is a predicted model, not a curated record. Gene Ontology annotation, biological process: intracellular monoatomic cation homeostasis. The transcript has a single exon. Lineage: Eukaryota; Fungi; Ascomycota; Eurotiomycetes; Eurotiales; Aspergillaceae. Gene Ontology annotation, cellular component: mitochondrial inner membrane. Bases 1 to 1125 code for a protein of 374 amino acids. Gene Ontology annotation, molecular function: ribosome binding.
AUGGCCAAUAUAACACGGGGCCAGCGAGCGCUCCACGCUCAAUUAAGAUCGUGGAAUCACUCUUGUAUCCACCCUCGCCCCCAAUUCCAGUUGCUGCCCAUCCGCGCGCAAUCCCAGCUCUUCUCAACCUCCUCCAGUCAGCAAUCUCGCCGACCCUCCCCGUCACCUCCUACCACAACCACCGUCUCAACUCCCUCCAAAUCUGAAAUCAAUGCCCCAAUCAGCACCCACCCCGCCACGCUCACAACCCCAUCCCCCCUAAGCCCCUCCGCAGGCGCAGCGGACAAAUUAAAACGCCUUGUCGGAAUCGGUCGUGCGUACCUCACCUUCUACAAAACAGGCCUGAAGAAUGUCUACCACAAUUACCGUGCCUCGCUCCCUCUACGGAGAAAAAUAGGUCUACCCGCCUAUAUCCCUAUAUCCCCACACAACAUCCACCACCGUAGCGCGCCAUCAAUAACAGAAGAAUCCAAGCUCGGCCGCGCGCAGUUCCAGCUCGUCCGCCGCUCAGCCCGCGAUGUCCGCCGCAUGAUCCCCUUCACGAUGAUCCUGAUCGUCUGCGGGGAACUCACGCCGCUUAUCGUUCCGUUUUUCGGCUCUGCUAUUACGCCCGCGACGUGUCGUGUGCCCUCGCAGGUGGAGAAGGAGCGCGGUGUUGCUACGGUACGCAAACUCGCGGCGCUAGAUGCGUUUGUUGCGGAGAAUAAGGAUCGCUCGGUGCAUUUGCUCAAGGCGGGCAGUGCGGAGCAGUUGGCUUUGCUUGCUAAGUGUUUUGCGGAUCCUGUCUGGGUCGCCGGUGCGAGCUCUGCGGAUGUGUUGCGUGCUUGUGCUGUUUUUGGUCUGGUUAAGCAUCAUAAUAGGACUGCGGGUGAGGCGCUUGCUGGUUUGAUCUACCGGCCUCGGCUGGCGAAGCAUGUCGAGUACCUGGCUAAUGAUGAUGGGAUGAUUCGUGGUGGAGGGGUUUCGGCUAUGAAUGCUACUGAGGUGCGGAUUGCCGUUGAGGAGCGUGGUGGUGUGGACGUCACUUCUGGUGUUCAGGACCGGAAACGCGUGGAGUUGGAGAGGCGCUGGUUGGAGCAGUGGCUGGCUGUUCGUGGAAAAAGUCCCAAGGCCAAGAAGCUGUAG